This is a messenger RNA of Linnemannia hyalina, 951 nucleotides long. NCBI's taxonomy places the organism in Eukaryota, Fungi, Mortierellomycota, Mortierellomycetes, Mortierellales, Mortierellaceae. The record is from the annotation of a GenBank genome assembly.
AUGGAGUCAGGAAAGAGUACAUUGAUCGAGGGCAUGAAAAAGUAUGCAAACCCCAACUACAGCGUCUGUAAAUUGCUUACAGGAAACGCCAAUCUUUCACACACCGAUUGCACAACCAACUGGACCAUCGUCACUGAACUACCUCGGUGCAAAGUCGUGCAAACAAAAUGGCCACCAAAGGAGGUUCCGUCAGACGUUGCUCAGCUCAUGGCCGUGGGCGAUAUGAAGGAGUAUGAGGACGAACUGGACGAGCGCAAUUGGAUCGAAAUGGUUCGGCCAGAGAUAAUGUACCCGUCCUCUGGAACUACAUUCCGGAUCAUUGAUACACCUGGAUUUAAUGAUACGGAAGGCAGGGACGAGUUGCACCUUUCUCGGAUUUAUGACGCCGUUGUUGCCGCUGGAUCCAUCGACCUCGUCCUAACUGUCAUCAGCAACGAACCGUUAACCCAGGAACUCCAGGAAGCGCUGAAAACCUACGCCAACAUGUUCCCCGAGUUACGACCCGCCUUUGCGUUCGUUCACACCAAAGUCAAGUAUCAGGACCUGCAUCUAGACAACCAAACAUCCAGGAACAAUAUGAGGGAGAGGCAAAAGUUGGUGGAAAGCCUUAUGGGUCGAAGCAACUUGCGUCAUUUUCUGAUCGACUGCGACUUGGAUACCACCAGACCUAUUCGGAUGUGCCUCACCAACAACAUCAUACGCGACAUUCUCAACUUGAGCAUAAGCAACGAGUCUGUCUUCAUUGCAACCCGCGACAUCAACGAGACCCCGCGGAUGAGAGAAUUCGACCACCGGUUCAAGAAAAACUUCAAGCUCCGCGGUGAGAGGCGCUUUACGCAUUCUGGAAAUAUAGCCGUAUCUGUGCUCGAAAUAUCCCACAUCGUCCCUAUCAUCGUCGCUGUCGUCGUCGCUGUCGCCGUCGUCGUCGUCACCAUCCGUCCCCCACCGUGA